AGCUAUAUUAUUGGCAUUAAAGACUGUGUAACAUCCUUCAUUUGGAUAUCUCCAUUAUCCUCAGCCGGUCCUUUUUUAUGUCUUUGAACCAUGUCGGAUACUGAACGUCCCACUAAGAAACGAAGGAUCAAUGAGAAUGCAGAAAACAGAGGAAUCAAUCUUUUGAAUUGGUUGCGUCAUUACACACAGUUCCUGACACAUUCCGAUGCACCGUUUAUACUUUCAAGUUAUAUUAAACUAGCUCUACAUACUAUUGGUGUUUUAAUACUGCUUACUAUUUGUUAUCAAAUGAUACAAUCAUGUGCAACGGAAAUUCAUUCGCGGCAUCAAAUAGAGAUUAAAGAAUUCGAAGACAAAAUCCAAGCCUGUCAUUACGACUAUGUAAACAACAAUUGUGGACCAAGCUUAAAAGGCGUUUAUUGGCAGACAUUCUGUGAUGAAUGGGAUAGAUAUCCUUUUUGAUUUAUUAAUUUGGAAGCAAGAAAUAGAUUGUAAAAUCCUUAACCACUGUUUUUUUUUUGGAAUUUUUACGUGUAGGAAUUUACAGCCUCGAUAUAUCGGAAAAACACAAAUUGCAACGCAAGUACUAGGUGAAAUGAUGAAUGGAUUUGUUGAACCUUUAACAUUUAAAGCCAUGGUGAUUAUUUGCUUAUUCGUAUUCGGCUUUUUCAUUACAUCU
This is a messenger RNA of Mucor mucedo, 679 nucleotides long. RefSeq lists its product as uncharacterized. Gene Ontology annotation, cellular component: nuclear membrane. Gene Ontology annotation, biological process: lipid homeostasis. The record is from RefSeq and is a predicted model, not a curated record. Lineage: Eukaryota; Fungi; Mucoromycota; Mucoromycetes; Mucorales; Mucoraceae. The coding region runs from base 91 to 462 and encodes 123 amino acids. The transcript has 4 exons.